This is a messenger RNA of Lytechinus variegatus (green sea urchin), 3043 nucleotides long. RefSeq names its product leucine-rich repeat-containing protein 23-like (gene lrrc23). The record is from RefSeq and is a predicted model, not a curated record. The coding region runs from base 110 to 1120 and encodes 336 amino acids. The transcript is spliced from 9 exons. Gene Ontology annotation, molecular function: protein binding. Lineage: Eukaryota; Metazoa; Echinodermata; Echinoidea; Temnopleuroida; Toxopneustidae.
ACUUCAGCCUCGUACACUCAAGCUGUGCAGAGUUUCCUAAGCAACGCUUUUCCUCUGUGAGACUAAUACACAAAAUCACAAAUUUAGGACGAAUUCGAGAGACUUUAAAAUGUCAGAUUACGACGAUCAAGAGUACGACGAGGAUCAAGAAGGGGUUGAUGAACCUGAGAUUGGCCAAGAAGAAGGAGGGGAUGAAGAAGAAGGAAAUGAACAAGAACAGGAAGAAGAAGAGAAAAUUCCAGAGGUUCUGUUAACAGAAGAAGUGAUAGCAGAGAAUCUUUCUUUACUCUGCAAAACUGGAAAUGGCUUAGCACAUGCUUAUGUCAGACUAGACGUGAAAGAGAGAGAAGUCACAGAUAUUAGCAUCCUGAGUCGCUACAUCCAUCUGAGGUACAUUGACCUUACACAGAACAGCCUCCGUGACAUUUCACCUCUUAGCUCUCUGACGCAUCUCUUGACCUUAAACUGUGACCGGAAUCUCCUGACAUCAGCCAAGCUUGAUGAGUUACCAUACUUACAGGUGGCAAGUUUUGCCAACAACAGAAUACAAACGACAGACGGCAUCAACCACCCGUUAUUAGAAUCACUGAAUCUAUCUUUCAAUGAUAUCAGUUUGGUAAGCGGUCUUCAGCCAUCAAAGCUAAGCAAGCUACACACGUUGGAAUUACGGGGAAACAAAUUAACAAGCACAGAAGGAAUUUACCUGCCUAACCUCAAGAAUCUCUUUCUGGGGGCAAACAUGAUCACCAAACUGGAGGGGCUGGAGCGGUUAGAGCACCUCACCACCCUUCAUCUCCGUGAUAACCAGAUCGAGACGCUGGACGGCUUCUCCGAGUCAAUGAGGAACCUACAGUACAUCAAUAUGAGAGGAAACAAUGUCAGCAUCGUCAAGGAGACAGCCAAGAUGAAAUGCCUGCCUAAGCUUCGAGCCUUGAUUCUCUCGGAGAAUCCAUGCGCAGAUGACGAUGAAUACAGAAUGGAGGUUUUGAUCAAUAUUCGGAGAGUAGAACGUCUUGACAAGGAUGAGUAUAACGAGGAAGAGAGGCAGGAGGCAGAAGAAAUCUAUGAGCAGAGGAGAGCAGAAGAGCUUGCUGCUGGAGAGGAUUCUGCAGAUGAGUGAAUUGCUGUAUAAUGCAGCUAAAGCAGGCUUGAGAGUUUAUGGAGCAGAAGAAGUCAUACACUCGGAUGGGGAAGAUGCCUGAUACAUCUCCUCUUCAAAAACAUAACAUUAAAGACCACCACAGUCCUUACGAUUAGCCUACGACCCAAAUUUGAAAUAAAAUGUUAUGACGAUUGGUGGAAAGAUUGAAUCAUGGAACAAACUAGAGUUCAAAGAUCUGAAUCGUUGUUUAGAUACUUUGCUGAAAUUUUAUAGCUGCUCCAUUCAUCUUUAAUAGAUAUAAAAGUAAAUUUGUUUCAGAAUUUCAAUGACCAUGUAGCAAUUGGAUGAUAAGCUAUAAAUUUUAGCCAUCUUGCCCAAUAUGGACAUUGCUCCUAUAGGUUUGCAAACAAGUUAACAUUUUGAAAUUUGUAUUCUAUAAAUAGUAAUUCUGAUCCUCAUACAAGAUAAUCCUUAGAAGAUUAUUAGAAUAAUCCUUCUCCCAAAAUUGGGUCGUAGACCAGUUGUAAGGUGUGCGGUGGCCUUAUAACUGCUCCAUGUGGGAGCAUACUCAACCUUUAUCCGUCCUUACAAAAUAUUAUGCAACAAAUUCAUACAGCCCUUUUUAUGUCACAAUCUGUUCCUGUUACCACAUCAUUUUUGGUUAUUUAUAUGAUAUUGAUGGUGUUGAAGAUAUAAAAUAGGUUUGAGGGCCAUUGAAAUACCGCUAGUAUAAAGCACGUUAUAUUUGUUUGUUCCGGUUUGUGUUUAUGCUCUUCUGAGACGAUCCCUUGAAGAUUCAGUUCAAAUGGAAAGUUCUCCCUGGUGAUAAGUUGAUUUAAAUAAAAGCAGAUAAAGUAGAGAAAAUUUAAACCUUCAUAAAUUAGCUUUAUUUAAACAUCAAGAAAAUUAAUGGCUCACAUUCUGGCACUUCAUGCUCUUGCUGUUCAUGAAUUCGAUCAUAAAUUUGUUAGUAAUUUUACAAACAGCGUUAUGACUUACCUCUUUGGGCCUGUUGCAGAUAGAAUCAGAUUUAAAUCAUAAUGCAAAAAAAAAAAUUAAUUGCUAGUCAAAACAAUUAUUUCAUUUUGAGUUGCGUUUGAUUACAACUAUUUGUGUGACAGGGCCCACAGGAGAUUCACUGACAGUGAUGAAAUAGCUUCUACUGAGAAAAUUAGAGUGUCUUGUGAAAGUCUUCAUCUUUAGGGGGUCUUUUGAUGAACACGAGAAACCAACUGCUAACUUGCAAUUACAUGUCAAAUUUAAAAUAAGAAAUCCAUAUCUAUAUUUUUUGUUGGAAGGAACAGAUCAUUUCAGUUGAAAAUCUUUACGUAAUUGUUAAACUUAUGAUUAAUUCUUAAACGUAAAACUGACUCGAAAUUGAUUUUAAGUUCUUUUGCAAUACCCUCUUAAAAAUACUUAACCCAUUUGACUGCACUUCACAUUCAUUUGGUUUUACAAGCAUUCAGAUUAUCAUAAAUACAUUUUUUUAAUUAAAUAUUCGUAAAAUCUGACUUGGUUAUUUAGUAAGUUAGUUGUAUAUCAUGGUGUGGGUAGAAACCAGAUAAAUUGGUCCAAAUUGUUUAUAUCCAUCUUUUGAAUUUUUCACAGUAAAACAUAAUGAGUGUAAGGAUGAAUAUUAUCAUAUUUAACUUUAUACCACACUAACGUUGCUAUUCUAGAAUGAGGAGACAUAAGGAAAUUUCAGAACCCUUUUACGGCAAAUAUACGAAUGAUAACCAUAAUUAAUCUUUGGCUUAAAAUAUUGAAGGCAUAAAACAUUCCUAAAUGAUUAAAUCAAUUUAUUGCUAUCAACUUUUUACAAUAUUUGUAUAUAUUGUAUGUACAAUGAGAAGCUUAUGUGCUAUAUGUUUUGAAUUACAUUGUAUAUAUUUCUGUGUCUACUUUGUUUAUAUGUACAUUUCAUUAAAAUAUUAAGAAAUA